This is a messenger RNA of Lasiosphaeria miniovina, 1720 nucleotides long. RefSeq lists its product as uncharacterized. The coding region runs from base 1107 to 1508 and encodes 133 amino acids. The transcript has a single exon. The record is from RefSeq and is a predicted model, not a curated record. NCBI's taxonomy places the organism in Eukaryota, Fungi, Ascomycota, Sordariomycetes, Sordariales, Lasiosphaeriaceae.
AGUGGCGAUAGGCACUGAACAUACAGUAGGACCCGAUGAGGAGGAACGCGGGUCGCCAUUUCAUUUUCGUCGACCCCCGUCGGCCCUAACGCGCCAUGUCAUUGCCGCGACAGACAGUUUCCUGUUGGGCGGCCCAGCCAGCAAGGAGUAACCUAAAGGUAGGUGUGUUCCGUUCCAGUUGCGGGGGAGCGAUGCGAGGGAUGCUUGCUUCCCAGCUCGGCCAGGCACUUGUUAUUUGAGCACCUGUCGCGGUGCACCGGCCAAAAGUUGCAUCACAUCAUGCACUAAGCAAAGGUUCGCAUUAACCGUCCGCUCGAACCCGUACUUAGUGCCCACCGUACUGGCCGGACUGGUGUGCACUCUAUUACUAUGCUCGAGUACAUACCUUACCUACCAGGUAUGAAUGUUAGGAUGGCAACACUUCAUCACGUCAAAGGUUCGGUUCGGCAGCUUCUUAUUAGUUUGCGCAUUGGGCAACUGAGCGCACCGUCGCUUCCAUGGAUUUGGACUAUCCUCAAGCAGAGACCUUAGACCCGGCCAGUCAACUGCUGUUGGAACUUGGUCCGGUCCGCCGUCUGAGGCUUUUAUUUUCCGUCUACCCGCCACAAUCAGGGCGAGCGCCGUUGGAGACACAAGGUACCUACAGUUACAUACACUACAAACUCUAGACCCAAGGAUCGUUCUAGACCUACUAGGAGUUCUAGUGUGUUGCGUUUACUUUGUACCACACCAGAGUGAUUCCGAAGGACGGGGCUAAACAGGGCCAUCUAGUCAGCUAAGGUCGAGGUCAACGGAAGCACUUGGAGCCCCGAAUCUCUGUGACCGUUCCUAGCUAAUUAGCACCCAGGUUCUGGGAUUUUAGCAGCGUAUUUGCGUCCAUCCCUGUGGCGACGGGGGCUCCGUGAUGGUUAGCCAAGGUCGUCGGGGUUGGACUGGCAAACUGGCAAACUGGCAAACUUGUAUCUGAACCGCCUUGUGACCUCUCUCUAAUAUCUAGAGGAGGUAGAGAGUAGGUACAGUACAUACAGUGCUGUAUGCACUGACCUACAUGCACGACCUUGACGUCAAACUAUUGAUAUAUACGCGUGCUCUGUACCUCCAACUCCAUGCAAACGUUUGUCUUUCUUGUUCUACACAUCGUCCUCUCAGAGAAAGCCGGCCGGACCGGGCCCAAGAGGGAGGCCAGCCACGGCGCAGGGUGCCGCCUAUUGGCCGAGAGAGGUGCCAUGCGCGGCGCAUUGCGUCGGUAUUCAGGCUUGACGACAACAGAGCGAAAGAGAAGGAGACAAAAAAAGGCCAUAGCGCGCAGCCUCACAUCGGCCUUGAAGUCCCGAGAGGCAGCCAAUUGCCUUGGAAUGACACAAACCGGUAUUUAUUCCGAACUGCUAUUGUUUUUCAUGCCAUUUCAUUGCUGGAAACCACGCGCGUAUGCAGCCCGGUGGAGUGGGGAAAGGGAAAGGAACAAGAAGGAAAAGGGAAGCUGCUGCAGCGCCGGAGCUUAUCGAUAACCACCCGCCGCCCCCCGGCUUGGGUGGCACGGGCACUAAGUAGAUUGAUGAGUGGGUGGACCAGGACCAGGGACGGCAAGGUGGGCGCGCGUGCGCGCGCGUUGUUGCCUUUCCCAAUCCAUCCAUGCCAUGCCUCUCUCCACUGGCUCCCCCGCUUCCAUUCGAAAAGCGCCCACACCGCACAGCUCGCGCUCCGGAUGCAGAAAAAUUGC